AAUUCGUUCGUCACAGCUUUAAUUCCACGCUUUUUCCAAACAGAUUCCUUGUCUGAUUACCCUCAUCCAAGCUUCUUUUAAAUCCUUUCUAGGCAUACAUUUUCCGAUCAAACGUUUGAUCUUUCAAGUAUACCUUCAAUGGCAUCAUGUUCAACUUCAUCCGUUGACAAGAGCUAUAAAUAUGACGUCUUUUUGAGUUUCAGAGGCGAAGACACUCGAGCGAAUUUCGUUGAUCAUCUUUAUACUGCUCUUCAGCAAAAAAACAUUCAUACUUACAAAGACAACGAGAGAAUUAAGAAAGGGAAAAAAAUCAGUGAUGAGCUCAUCGGAUCCAUUGAAGAAUCAAAAUUCUACAUCGUUGUUUUCUCCAAAAAUUAUGCCUCUUCAUCUUGGUGCUUGGAUGAACUUGUAAAAAUAAUGGAUUGUCACAAUACAACCGAGCAUACUGCCUACCCCGUCUUCUAUGAUGUCGAACCAACCGAAGUCCGCAAACAAAGCGGGGCAGUUGGAGAAGCCUUCUCUAAACAUACUAACCACGAGAAGUCUGACAAAUGGAGAGAGGCUUUGCAAGAAGCAGCGGAUCUAGCUGGAUGGGAGUUGAAAAACACUACUGAUGGGCAUGAAGCCAAAUUCAUCCAAAAAAUUGUUGAAGAAAUUUCACUAGAGUUACGUUCGAUCAGUUUCGGUUUUGAUGAAAAGUUAGUAGGCAUGGAGACCCGUGUAAAGGAUGCUGUGUCAUUUUUAGAAAUGGGUAGUGAUGAUGUUCGCAUGAUCGGGAUCAAGGGGAUGGGAGGUGGUGGGAAGACAACUUUGGCGAGAGCUGUUUUCGAUCAAAUAUCCUUUCGGUUUGAAGGUAAAUGCUUCGUUGAGAAUGUCAGGGAAGUUUCAAAUGCCUCUUUGUUUGGUUUGAAGUCGUUGCAAAACCAACUUCUUUCGGAUGUUUUAAAUGAUAAAGGCAUUAGUGUAAGUGGCGUGUAUGAGGGGAAAAGCAUGAUAAAGAAGAUGAUGCGUGGUAGAAAGGUUCUUCUUGUUCUAGAUGAUGUGGAUCACACAGACCAGCUUGAGGCCUUAGCUGGUGAGCCUAAUUGGUUUAAGGCGGGAAGUAGAAUCAUCAUUACAACAAGAGAUGAGCAAGUGCUUGUAGCACACCGAGUGAAGCUGAUUCUUGCUGUUAAUCUGUUAUCAUUUGAGGAAGCAGUUUGCCUGUUUAGUAGAUAUGCAUUUGGGAAAGAGAUGCCAAUUCGAGGGUACGAAGAGAAAUCAGUACAAGUUAUAAGUUAUGCUGCUGGUCUUCCCUUAACAAUCAAAGUUUUGGGAUCCUUUCUUUGUGGUAAAAGUGAGCUUGAAUGGAUAGAUGCCAUAGACAGACUAAAAACAAUUCCAUUAAUGGAAACUCUGAAAAAACUGGAACUAAGCUAUAUCGGUUUGGAGGAGGAUUACAAAGAAAUAUUCCUGGAUAUUGCAUGCAUAUUGAAAGGUGAGCGUAAACACUUUGUAAUCGAAGCACUUGAAAGUUGUGGAUUUCAUGCUAGAAAUGGUUUAAGAGUUCUUGAGCAAAAAUCUCUCAUAACUAUUCAUCAUAAUUCUAGUUACAACAACAAGUAUGUGUUCAUGCAUGACCAUCUUGUAGAAAUGGGCAGGAAUAUUGUCCGUCGUUUGCAUCCGUAUAAGCCUAAUGAACAUAGCAGAUUGUGGAUUGACAUGGAAAUUGAAGAUAUAUUGGCUAAUGACUUGGGUACCGAAGCAACAAGAUAUAUACAAUUCAGCACACGGGAACUCAAUCCGGAAGUUAUCAUGAAAGGCCUUAGAAAGAUGAAGGAACUUAGAUAUCUUGACAUGUCUCUCAAAGAUUCUUUCUGGAAUUGGAAAUGUGAUGAACUCAGCCCAUACUUUCCUAAUGCUUUAAGAAUCCUGUUGUGGAGCUAUUACCCUUUUAGGUCAUUACCCGAAACAUUUCAAGCAAAUAAUCUUGUUUCACUUGAGAUGGAAUACAGCCGAAUUGUACAACUUUGUGAGGGUAGAGAAAGAAAGGUUCUUAACAAGCUCAGAUUCCUUGACCUGAGUUAUUCAAAGCUAAGGACCCUUGACCUUGGGAUUGCUCCAAAUCUUGAGACUUUGUCUCUUUCAGGAUGUGUUGAUUUGGUAGAAUUUCAUAUUCCCAGCAUUUGUUUAAAACUCAGAUCCCUCGACCUUUGUGAUGUAAAGUUAAGGAUCCUUAACCUUCAGUCAGCUCCAAAUCUCGAGCUGUUAGAUCUUCGGAACUCUUUGGAUCUGGUACAACUUCACAUGCCAGGUAGAUGUGUCAAGCUUAGAUCAAUUAUAAUCACUAACUCAAAGUUGAGGACCCUUGACAUUGGGUUGACUCCAAAUCUCGAGAAAUUAGAUCUUGAUAAUUCUUAUGAUUUGGGAGAACUUCACAUGGCCGAUGUAUUUCAAAAGCUUGUAAAACUGUACAUCAGUCGUUCAAAGUUGAGGACCCUUGAUCUUAGGCUGGCUCCGAAUCUCAAGAAUUUAGAUCUUAGUGAAUCUAAUGAUUUGGUAGAACUUCACGCUCCCACCGGAUGUCUAAAAGAGAUUGUCUGCUUAGAACUAAGUGCUUGUCUAAGGUUUAGAUCUUUUUAUGUUGAACCACUUGAGGAGGUUGAUUCUUUAGCUGAGUUACAUCUGGUUGCAGAGUCCCUUGAAAGAUGCCCAUUUCACCCCGACAAUAGUUUGCCAAAGUUCCGGUUUACAUGUUUUUAUAAAGACGGUGGUCUACCCUCAAGGAAUACAAAUAUUGAGAAACUUAUUUCUCAAGGUCUGUGUGCUUGCACAAACCUUGAGACAUUUUCAGAAAGCAUUUGUGAGUUAUGGGGAUUAAGAAAGCUUAAACUCAAAGGCUAUCCGGAGGUGCCCAAGGACCUUGACCAGUUAGAAUAUCUAGAGGUACUAAUUUUGUCAUCUACAAAGAUCAAACAUCUUCCGGAUAGCAUUUGUUACUUGACAUAUCUACAAUCUCUCAAACUUGAAUCCUGUUGGCUUCUUGAGGAGUUACCUGAGGAUCUUGGCCAGUUAGAAAAUUUAAAGAAGCUCACUUUGUCAUCCACAAUGAUUAAACAUCUUCCGGAUAGCAUUUGUAUGUUAAAACAUCUGGAAUCUCUCCAACUUAUAUCUUGUUGGCUGCUUGAGAAUUUACCCGAGGAUAUUGGCCGAUUAGAAUGCUUGGAGAAUCUAACUUUGUCAUCUGCAAAGAUUAAACAUCUUCCGGAUAGCAUUUGUAUGUUGAAACAUCUAAAAUCUCUGCAACUUAAAUUCUGUUGGCUUCUUGAGAAGUUACCCGAAGAUAUUGGCCGAUUAGAAUCAUUAGAGAAGCUAACUUUGUCAUGUACAAAGAUUAAAGAUCUUCCGGAUAGCAUUUCUAUGAUAAAACAUCUGGAAUGUCUCCAACUUAAUCAUUCAGAAGUUGUUACAUGCUGAUCUUGGUUGAUCAGGUAAAGUGAUGAACAUUCUAAUUAUCAAUGCUUUUGAGAAGCUCCGAGGACAUGGAAAAGCCAGAACUAUUGUAAAAGGUGUGUGAGAGGCACUAAAUGUUAAAUAUGAAUGGAAUGGAACUUCAUCACCAGAUUGUUGCCAUUAUUACAAAGGGCAUUUGGGUAAUUACAGCUUGGACCGCUGGGGGUGUGUUAAAAAAAUAUUAUAUAUAGUUUUUUCUAUUUAGUUUAAUGUAUACUAGGGUUGAUGUAAUAUGUUGUCUCUGAUCAAAAACAAAUGUAAUAAAAACAUUUUCAAAAUAUUGUGCAAGUUAAAUUUCA
Messenger RNA from Lactuca sativa (garden lettuce), 3791 nucleotides. RefSeq names its product TMV resistance protein N. The record is from RefSeq and is a predicted model, not a curated record. Gene Ontology annotation, biological process: signal transduction; defense response. Gene Ontology annotation, molecular function: ADP binding. Lineage: Eukaryota; Viridiplantae; Streptophyta; Magnoliopsida; Asterales; Asteraceae.